AUGCCUUCUGGGUUUGGACUUCAUGGACUCAAUCAACUCGAGGGCAAAGACGAUAUCGAAGACCCCGUGGAUCUGGUUAAGACUGAGGGCAUCAAAACACGUCACCACCACUUGGCCUAUGAAGGUGGAAGUAAUGCUUCGCCCACACAGGAGGAGACACAGAAUUUCCCAUAUCACCCAUCUGCUACUGUGCCAUCCAAAGGUGCGACUAAGAUUGGUACGCCGAUGAGCAGCAGUCUAAAACCCAGAAAACAUAUGCCGGGAGGGCCACAGCCAGCAAACAAUCUUUGGGGGAAUCAUAACGGAAGUGGAUCGCGCAAGAGGAUGAAUCCUAAACCAUCUAUUGAAUUCCCCAAUGAUCAACACCGCCCUAGGAAGCAGCAAAAAAUGAUUUCAGCUGUAGAUCAAGCAUCCGAAGACAGUGAUGAAAUCAUGGAGGUAUCUCCUAUUUACGGGAAGAAAAAGGGCAUGCAACAGGAGGAACUGGAAAAUUUGCCACGGUCAAGAAAUAUCUCAAAAUAUUUUCCAGAUGAUCAUGAUUUAUCAGAAGAAAUGGAGGUAGAUCCUAAGAAACCAGAAUUUGGCAAAAAAGGAUUGAUAGAGCCAGAGCGCUUGCCCAAUAAAAAGGAACUUAGAGGAGAUGAAGGAUUCAUAAACAGCAUUAACCAGCUUCCAGAACUGCUUAAAAGGGGGACAACUUCGUCGUCUAGGGGACGCUGGAGCUCGCGAGGCGGAGAGAGCUCACGGGGUGGGGAUAGCAAAACCCUCUCCCAAAUGAGAUGGUCGGCGAAAACCUACAAAAGAUCCGCCAAGCCUCCUCGAGAACAAUACAUAGGCCAGUGUAAAAACUUUCGCCUUCUUUGCCUUCAGGCAGGCUUAGAAUCCUAUUCCAAAGAGGAUUCGCCCGAUUUAUCCAUCCAGAUCCGGAUAUCGCCUUGCCCAGAGAUAGAAUGUUUUCAGGGAAAGGAAAGGGUGCGAAAAAUCGAUCUAACUGAUCAUAAAGCAAUAAAAAAAUUAUAUGUCAACACGCCUAUUCGAAAAUUUGCAAUUCAAAUUGCGCAGAGAGUCACGAGUGAAGCGGAUCGGACAGUGAUUUUUGUCUUAGAAGACAUUGAGGAUAUUGAAGACUGCAAAUCCGCCUUUAGGAAUGUUGGAGUCAUGCCUUCGGAGGCAGAAGAAAAAACACUCGACAAUAUGUCUAAUAAGCUCAAAGAUUGGGAAGACCGCCGCCAGGCGAAUACUUCUGAACCACAAGAGACUGAAGUUACUCGCCGAUACAAUACCCAUGAAACCAAAAAGCUAUCAAGGAACUUUAAAGUCGAAAUUCCGGUCCUAAGGCGAAGCCCAAGAAGAACUAGAGCGUGCAGGGUAGAGAAUGAAAAUUCCAAGCGGCCUAGAGCGCCCUCUACGGAGGAAUUCGAAUAUUCUUCUCCGAUAGAAACGCAGUCACCGAAACCAAAGUUGGAAUUGCCCAAGCCACCAUGGGAAACUCCACUUGUAUAUCCCCCUAAUGGUCCUAGAAAAGAGGUCAUUGAUUACGAUGAUUUAAAGAGACUUAACAGUAAUUCAUAUUUGAAUGACAAUAUUAUCAAUUUCUAUCUAAAAUAUAUAGAGGUUCAACUUGGUCACAAGAAUCCUGAAGUAGCAAAGGAAACCUAUUUCCUAAACACGUUUUUUUACGAGCGAUUGACCAAAAGAGAUGACAAGAAGAAACGGGACAUUGAUUCAGUUCUCAAAUGGACUGCAAAAGUAGACAUAUUCAAAACCAGUUAUAUUAUCAUCCCAAUAAAUGAAUCGACACACUGGUAUCUAGCCAUUAUUUGCAACCUUUGCAACAUUGGACGAAAGAUAAGCGACAAGGCUUUAGACUCGCCUGGUGGAGGUGGUUCAAUCGACUUAGAAUCUAGUCAAACAUUAAUCGAAUCUAAAAGUGAUGGCCCAGAUGUAUUUUCAACAAAUACUUUGGAUACUAGUGGUGUUGCAGAAUCACUCGUGUCAAUGGCACGUGAUGAUGAUGAUGAUGAUUUAGAGAUUGUGGCAACACAGGAUAAUCUCGAACAUAUGGCCCUCGAUGUGGAGUCACCCAUGGAGAACGAAGGAACGGCCAAUACUAAUGGCACAGAAAUCAUCGACGUAGAUUCUUCCAUACAGAGAUCUAAAUUCAAAGGCAGGAGCAAGCUAAAGGCUAAAGCCAAGUCACCGCUGAAGAAAAUAAAAAACGCCAUGCCACCUGAUACACCAUCUAUAGUCAUACUCGAUUCUAUGGGAUUUGGCCCAACAGCCCAUAACGGAACGAUCAGAAAUCUUCGAGAGUGGUUAGUGGCCGAAGCACAGAAAAAGCGAAAUUUAAGGAUUGAUACCGGUGACAUUCAUGCUGCCUUUGGCAAGGUGCCCAGUCAGACCAACUGGUACGACUGUGGGUUAUUUCUACUACACUACGUCGAGUUAUUUUUCGAGCAACCAAUUGAAUUCACCACCUUAUUUCUCGCAAAAGCGGAUCGCGUAUCUGAUACAGCGUUUUGGCGCAAAGAAGAAAUUAAGAGGAUGCGUGAGAAGCUUUUCCAUCUUUUCGUUCAAUUACAUAACGAACAAGAGGCAGUGUUGUCGAAACAGAAUGUCUCUCGCCAAGAGUUGAAUGAAAAUGGGAGUUCAAACCAAAAUAUGGCGGAAGGAAGCAAACCUUCUCCAGACCUGAUGAAGGGUGUGGAGGACUCAGAACAGGAUAAAGACAUGCAAGACACGCAUACAGGCUCUGAACCCAUAACUGCGGGCCAAGAAUCUGGGUUCGAAAGGUUCAAAGGCGAGCUAGGGGAUCUUUUCGCAUCCGAUAGGAAUCUGGGUGAGCGCAACAUGGUACGGGUCGCAGAUAAGGUUGUAUUUCAGCCAAAAAAUCUGGAGGAGACACCCAACAGCACUCCACAAUCUAAUAGGAGAAUAACCCUACCAUUUCGAAACGGUCACGACGGUGAAGGUGUGGUCACAUAG
Morchella sextelata is the source of this 2985-nucleotide messenger RNA. RefSeq lists its product as uncharacterized. The coding region runs from base 1 to 2985 and encodes 994 amino acids. The transcript is spliced from 12 exons. NCBI's taxonomy places the organism in Eukaryota, Fungi, Ascomycota, Pezizomycetes, Pezizales, Morchellaceae. Gene Ontology annotation, cellular component: cytoplasm; nucleus. Gene Ontology annotation, biological process: protein desumoylation. The record is from RefSeq and is a predicted model, not a curated record. Gene Ontology annotation, molecular function: SUMO-specific endopeptidase activity.